GAUCAUGGCGGAGCCCCCGGGAGGGCCCGCCCCCGCAGUUAUCAGGUUAGUGUUCGCCGCGGUGCUGGGGCUGGGGAUUCCGAGCGGAGCUGGGUGAGCCCUAAAGUCCCUUCCCCGCGCUGGCUUUUUUUUUUUUGGGAAGGGGGGGGGUCUCCGUCGGUGUCACUGCACGAGAGGAGCCGGGGACAGCGAGCGACUCCCGCCAGCCAUGGACAUGAAGAAAAGGAUCCACUUAGAGCUGCGGAACAGGACGCCCUCAGAUGUGAAAGAACUUGUCCUUGACAACUGUAGGUCAUGCGACGGCAGAAUCGAAGGCCUUACAGAUGAGUUUGAAGAGCUGGAGUUCUUAAGUACAAUCAACGUAGGCUUAGCCUCAGUUGCAGACUUACCAAAGUUAAACAAACUUAAGAAGCUUGAGCUAAGCGACAACAGAAUCUCAGGAGGACUGGAAGUCUUGGCAGAAAAAUGUCCCAACCUCACGUAUCUAAAUCUAAGCGGCAACAAACUAAAAGAUCUCGGUACAAUAGAACCUCUGAAAAAGUUAGAAAACCUGAAGAGUCUAGAUCUUUUCAAUUGCGAGGUAACCAACUUGAACAAUUACAGAGAAAAUGUCUUCAAGCUCCUCCCCCAACUCACAUACCUCGAUGGCUACGACCGGGAUGACAAAGAAGCCUCGGACUCUGACGCAGAGGGCUACGUGGAGGGGGACGAGGAGGAGGAUGAGGAUGGGAAAGACCGGGAUGACAAAGAAGCACCGGACUCUGACGCAGAGGGCUACGUGGAGGGCUUGGACGACGAGGAGGAGGAUGAGGAUGAAGAGGAGUAUGAUGAUGAUGCUCAGGUAGUAGAAGAUGAAGACGAUGAGGAGGAAGAGGAGGAAGGAGAAGAAGAGGAUGUGAGUGGAGAAGAGGAGGAGGAUGAAGAAGGUUACAACGAUGGUGAGGUAGAUGAUGAUGAAGAUGAAGAAGAGCACGGGGAAGAACAGGGACAGAAGAGAAAACGAGAGCCUGAAGAAGAAGGGGAUGAAGAUGACUAAACUGAAUAACCUAUUUUGAAAAAUUUCCUAUUGUGAUUUGACUGUUUUUACCCUGUAUUUCCCCUCCCCACACCCCAACUUAUUUUUUUUCUUGGUUUUUUUUCCUUUUUUUUUUUUUUUCUGAUUGUAACGUUGCUGUGGGAACGAGAGGGAGAAGCAGACUGGGUGGGCAAGGGAAUAAAAUACUAUUUUUACUGCCACUCCUCCUAUUCAUUUUGAUUUUUUUUUUUUUUCUUCUUUUUGUCCCUCUCUUAGUCCCUGUAACUGCAAUAGCAAGUAUAAACCAAGUGGUAAUUUGUUUCUUAUUAUUGGAGUGGGGAGUUUGCCAUCUUUCCAUAAAAAAAAAAAAUUACAAAUUACAAAAAAUUGGGUUUUUUUUUCAGAGAUCAGUGGAUGAUACCCCAAAAGCCAGACUUUUCUUCUGAGGCAGCUAAACAGAGUUGGUUGCUGGGAUUUUCCCACUGCUGCCAGUCACUAAAUGCAUUGUCAGCAUUUUUAUUUUCUUUUUUUUUUUUUUGGGGGGGGGAUGCUGCAAGCUGAGGCAGGAGCAUCAUCAUCAUCAUCAUCAUCCUCCUCCCCCAGCAAGGGGGGGGUGGGAAUGGCAUCUGGAUCAAGGGAUUUCUUUGUUGCCUGUCUGCCAUUUUCAGCCAGUGCUUUCCCUGCUUUUCUAGGUACCUUUUUUUUUUCUUUUGCUGUUUGUAAAUAGUGACCAAAUAUUUGGGUUUUUUUUUAUUUUUAUUUGGUUCCUUUUGGGGUGUUCCUUUUGGAUCUGGUUUAUGGGGUGAAUUCACAACCCCCCCCUUCCCCUCUCUCCCUCCCUCCAACGUGUGUUGUGUGUUUUCCUUUCUGUUUCUUUAAUUUUUUUUUUAAGUGGGGGGUUUGCUUUGGGUUUUUUUUUUUUUUUUUUUUUGGCUAGGGUAUAGCCAAUACACUGAAAAUGGCAGGCAUUGAAAUAUAUAUAUAAAUAUAUAUAAAAAAAAUGUUCCUAAUUCCUGAAGUUACUAGUGAAAUGAAUUUGACAAUUGUAAUAAAACAAAAAAAAAAAAAAGGAAUUGUUUCAACCCUUUUAAAUAAGGUGUGUACUAUUUUGGUCUGUAAUAUAGAACACCUAGGACAAUUUUAAGUGGUGAGAAACUACUUCCACUUGUGCUCUAUACUUUGGAAAUUUUUACAACCCUAAAUCCAGGAGGCAGUUCAGCAUGUAGGGGUAGGAGGUUUCUUUUCAUACACUCAAGCACGAGAUACUAAUACAAAAUUGUAUUUUCUUACCUAGUGGAAGUCAGUAAAAUGACUGAAAAAAAGAAAUAAAAUACCUAGUGAAUGUACAGUUUUACUUUCAUAUCCCUCUUUAAAAUAGCUUUAGAAGUGACUUGUAUUUCCUAGUCAAUAUUUCAUCUGUAUAAAUACAUUUGCAACAGUUUUUUUGGGUUUUUUUGGUUAUUUUGUUUCGUUUUUUUGGUUUUUUUUUUUUUUUCCCAGAAGAGCCAAACUUUGAGUUUUAUGUCUGUUUGUCAUUGAUGAAUUUCAAUAAAUCUUUUUAUACAAUUUU
Messenger RNA from Calypte anna (Anna's hummingbird), 2585 nucleotides. It is a transcript of the gene ANP32A, whose product is annotated as acidic nuclear phosphoprotein 32 family member A. Lineage: Eukaryota; Metazoa; Chordata; Aves; Apodiformes; Trochilidae. Gene Ontology annotation, molecular function: histone binding. Gene Ontology annotation, cellular component: nucleus; perinuclear region of cytoplasm. The record is from RefSeq and is a predicted model, not a curated record. The coding region runs from base 209 to 1036 and encodes 275 amino acids. The transcript is spliced from 8 exons. Gene Ontology annotation, biological process: nucleocytoplasmic transport; regulation of apoptotic process.